This is a messenger RNA of Hibiscus syriacus, 3917 nucleotides long. Its product is annotated as phosphatidate phosphatase PAH2-like. NCBI's taxonomy places the organism in Eukaryota, Viridiplantae, Streptophyta, Magnoliopsida, Malvales, Malvaceae. The record is from RefSeq and is a predicted model, not a curated record. Gene Ontology annotation, molecular function: phosphatidate phosphatase activity.
CCGAGGUACAAAAUCUCUCUUGUUCAUUCCUUCUCUCUUUUGCUCAACUCUCACUCCACUCUUCAAUUUCCCCAGAAUUCAAAGCUUUAGACUUUUUGAGCGAUAUUUCCCGUUGAUCGUACUUGUCAAAAGGCAGUCCAUUGAGAAUCUGAAUUAUGGCUGAAUUUUCAAGUGUUUGAGAUCUGGAUAGUGUUGGAAACUCGAAGGGAGGAGGAUGUACGCGGUGGGGCGGCUAGGUAGCUAUAUUUCUCGUGGUGUUUAUACGGUGUCUGGCCCCUUUCAUCCUUUUGGCGGCGCAGUAGAUAUAAUUGUAGUGGAACAACCAGAUGGGAGCUUCAAAUCGUCACCUUGGUAUGUUCGAUUUGGUAAAUUUCAAGGGGUUUUAAAGACAAGGGAAAAGGUGGUUAGCAUCUCUGUUAAUGGCGUCAAAGCGAAUUUCCACAUGUUUCUUGAUCAUAAAGGGGAAGCUUACUUUCUGAGGGAGGUAGAUGGUGAAGAAGGGGAAUCUGAUGGUGUCACUUUUCCCUCGGGAUACGAAACAGAUGAGCCUAUGUCUGCUGAUAGGAUGCCAAUGAAGUCCAAAAGUUUCAACUAUGUUGCUGAUAAGUCUAACUCUGUGGGUGAGGUUGAUGUGAGCAAUGGGAAGAUUUUGGCUAGGACUACUUCCCGGAGGUCACGGAUAUUUGGAUUGUUUGGACGGAGGUCGACAAAGGAGAAUGGUUACCAGGAGGGUGCUGAUGGUGCUGGUGUAAUGAGCUUAGAUUCAUUGGAGCGUGCUGAAAUUGCUGCUGACCUGUUGGAGGUGAAGUGGUCUACCAAUCUUACCUCUAAUAUAUCAAAUAUUAAUGUGUCCAGAUUAUCUUCUAUGAACGAUUCAUUGGAUAAUAAAGGUUCUGAAGAGCAUACACAAAUUAACUGGAAAAAUAACGAUGAAGAAAGUCAAUUUAACUCUUCUGUACAUGAUAAGGAGGAAAAUAACAUCGGUGGCCAGACCUUACUAGAGGAAACUGAAUGCUACAAUGAGCAAAAGGUCAGUUCUCAUUCUGGCCUUGAGAACCUAGAGUAUUCUGUUGAGCAAGCUAGCAUUCGAGUGUCUCGUGUAAGGGCUAAGCAACAAAUUGUUGAAACCUCAUCAUUAGGUGAAGGUUUCACAAAAGAUAAAUGCAAAGUAAUAGCCAAUAUUUCAGGAAGUAUAGAUAAUCUUAGUGUUGGAAUUUCGGAUCACAAUGAGAAUGAGAUGGGUGCUGUCUCAGGGAUGAGUUGUCCUGAUCUGCAAAGUCAACUUAACCUUGAAGCAUCGACGGACAAGAAAUUUGAUGAAGAACUGGUCUGCCACGAAAGUAAUGUUGUUUUACCAGUCUGGGAUUCCAAUAAGGAAGUUGUUCCAGAGAGUCUUCAAUCUUUUGUUUACCCCAAAACGUCAGAAUGCUCAGUAAUAACAUUUGAUGGUUCAGCUGAACAAAGUCUUCAAACAUUGAGCAUUUCUGAUGAAGGAAAUGAGAAAAUACAUGUUCAUGCUGAAACGCUGGUUACAACAACUGAGCUAGUGCCAGAGGUUACAGUUCUUAAGCAAAAGGAGGACAUGGAGUUGGAUUCUGAAGGGAUAUUAACAGUCUCGGAAUCCUGCUCUCAAAUGGUUAGUGUGGACCCUCUAAUUGGUUUGGAAGAAAUGAAGUUACACAGCUUUCAUACCACUUCCACCAUCAGUGAUUCGGUUGAUCAAGCUGAAGAUGAUAAAAAUACCAAGGAAGUCCAAUAUUCUUUGGACUCUGUUGAUGAUUGCUAUCAUGAUCGUGACCCAAAGAGAAGUACUCCACCAUCAGAGAGUUCCGAGGAUGAACAAUUCCUUUUCAGUGAUCUUGGGAUCGAACUUCGUGAGCCAGAUUCUGUAAAUAAAGAUCUUCGUCCUUCAACUUGUACAAAAAUGAAGGACGAUUUAUAUAAUGUUAAUAAUGAGUCAUAUUUAUAUCUGGAUAAUUUUGUUCAGGAGAAUUCAUCCAAUGAUUUGGAAUACUCUGUCGGAAAGCCAAGGAGCAAUCCUAGUAUUUCUAGAAAUCAUAGAUUAGGUGGUGCGAAUGAUGGGUUGCAGGUGGAGUCACUCCCUAAUAUGUGGUCUCCUGGUGUCAACUUUGAUGCUAACAGCCAUCUUCCUGUUGGCCAUUCUCUGGACUCAAAUUCUGAAACCAUGAAGUGGACAUCGAUCAGGAAAGAUGAUUCGAGCCAUAUAAGGUCAGAUGCAGACGAGGAACAACCAUUAGAAGGAAGGUCUAGUAUUGAGGAGAGCGAAACUUCAGGGAAGCCGAAAAAUACUCUUAAUAGUCCUGCUGUCGAGAUAUCUCUUUGCAAACACCUACUAUUUGAAGGGAUGGGGGCUGAAGCUGCUUGUCAAGUAUUUGAUGCUGAAAAACUGGAUAGCAAAAAGUUUAGCUCUUUAGGCCCUGCUGUCGUGAAGAAUGAUAAGCUUGUUGUUCGAGUUGGUGGCUGUUACUUUCCUUGGGAUGAAGCAGCCCCUAUUAUUUUAGGGAUGGUUACAUUCGGAAGUGAAGAAUUAUUUGAAUCCAAAGGCAUGCUACCUGUUGACAGAGUGGAGAAAUCCAUUGAAGGGGAUCCAUCAAAAGACAUAUCCCGUUGUGGCAGCUGGAGGCUUUGGCCUUUUUCUUUGAAACGGUCGAGAUCUAGGAAUGCGGUGCAAUCGGCUCCAGCUGAGACCAGAGGUUUCGAUGCUGAUAAAGCUGCAGACGUUACUGUUGCCAGAAAUGAUAAUAAACAUAUGCUUAAACCCAUUCAGGUGAAGAAGAUGAUUAGGGCAAUCACUCCUACCUCUGAACAGCUGGCUUCAUUAAACAUAAAGGAUGGGAUGAAUCAUAUAACCUUCACAUUUUCGACCCCUAUGCUAGGGAAGCAACAGGUUGAUGCCAGAAUCUAUUUGUGGAAAUGGAACACUCGUGUAGUAAUAUCCGAUGUCGAUGGGACAAUUACAAAAUCAGAUGUUCUUGGCCAGUUCAUGCCUAUGGUCGGGAUAGAUUGGUCACAAACAGGUGUUGCGCAUUUGUUUUCAGCUAUUAAGGAAAAUGGCUAUCAAUUGCUUUUUCUUAGUGCACGUGCAAUAUCCCAGGCAUAUAUUACUAGACAGUUUUUGGUCAAUCUUAAGCAGGAUGGCAAGGCUUUACCAGAUGGGCCAAUUGUAAUUUCCCCUGAUGGCCUUUUUCCAUCCCUAUAUCGAGAAGUUAUCAGAAGAGCUCCUCAUGAGUUUAAGAUCGCUUGUUUAGAGGAGAUUAAGGCGUUGUUUCCAUCUGAUUGCAAUCCAUUCUAUGCUGGUUUUGGUAAUAGAGACACCGAUGAAAUCAGCUAUGUUAAGGUUGGAAUCUCAAGAGGGAAAAUCUUCAUUAUAAACCCGAAGGGUGAGGUUGCUGUGAAUCGUCGUGUUGACACAAAAUCUUAUAGUUCCCUUCAUGCUCUUGUUCAUGGCAUGUUUCCACCAACGAAUUCAUCCGAGCAGGAAGAUUUUAAUUCAUGGAAUUUCUGGAAAUUGCCACCUCCCGUCAUUGACAUAUGAGGUUUUCAACUAGAAUAUGUUGCGUUAGCAUUCGGAUACCGAGAAAAAUGAUUCUGGAGCUAUCCGCGUAUAUUUUGAUGCCGAUGUUGCCCGCACUUCCAUUAAAUGUGCAUAACAAGAUUACACACUUAAAUAUGUAAUCAUGGCUGUUUGAAGUAAUUUCCUGCAUGCUCUUGAAAGUGCAGGGGUGGCCAGCUCUCGAUUGUCCAAUGUAAUUUAUAUGAAAUUUGCGUAGAAUCUUAGGUUUGGCUUCACUGUAGUUGGAUUUGUAGCUGUGUAGUGAAUUCUUGCGACCCUACAAACAGUUUAAACAUGUAAACAUUCAUUGGAGAAAAAGGUAGUUUUAAUUUUUGUUUUUAUA